Molecule: messenger RNA, 3595 nt
Organism: Chanos chanos (milkfish)
Lineage: Eukaryota; Metazoa; Chordata; Actinopteri; Gonorynchiformes; Chanidae
Gene: yme1l1b
Product: YME1-like 1b
Exons: 18
Coding region: 102-2291 (729 amino acids)
Biological process (GO): protein quality control for misfolded or incompletely synthesized proteins; mitochondrion organization
Cellular component (GO): mitochondrial inner membrane
Molecular function (GO): ATP binding; ATP hydrolysis activity; ATP-dependent peptidase activity
Source: RefSeq, a predicted model, not a curated record
GGAACCAGUCUGGAUGUUUGAAAAGGACGCAAUUGGAGGGCACGUAGUUUGUAUUCAAAACAAGAACUGAGAUCGGUAGGGCUCAUUACCGAUUUGUCGGGAUGUUUUCUCUCUCGACAACAGUGCAGCCACAGGUUACAGUCCCUCUGAGUCACCUCAUUAAUGCCCUGCACUCUUUGAGGGGAUCAGUAAGCAGUAACCCCUCUGUCAAACCACAGCCCAAAGAACAUGUGACAGAACAAGACCUGCUGAAUACAGAGGUGACAACAUCUUCUCAUUCUCUGACUACACCCACAUGGAGCUUGCGGGACCUGGGUUUGACAGAUCUGCGGGUGGGUCAGAUGGGUGAGCUGGUGAAUAGGUUGUUGCCCUAUAUCAGCCAACAGGAGCUGCUCCCACUCCCCAAAACAGGACAGAACAUCUGGAGAACCUCUCACCUCUCCACAGACUCCUUCUUCCAUAAUAAACAUGGAUUCUCAGUCAGUGGGAUUGGUGGUGUCUCCCCAGCUUUGUGCAGGCACAGGCAUUCUCCUCUACACACAGUGUGUGCAGAUCUCCAGUUUUGGCCAGUAUGGAUCCCAAAUAGAGGCUUUAAGACCAUGAAGUCAAAGACCAGACGUCUGCAGGGCGGCUUGGAACGCACCGUAGAACCAGAUGGGUUCACCCCUUCGUUCAUGAAGGGCUUGCUCACACGGGACAAAUGGCAGGAGGUUGAAACCUUAGACAAGCUUCUCAAAACUAGAAACAUUCCUGAUGGACAACAAGAGGCUUUUAAGACUGGUUUUGCUGAGGGUUUCCUCAAAGCUCAAGCGCUAACCCAGAGAACACAAGAGGCUCUGAGGAGGACACGGCUGAUCCUGUUGGUCCUCCUGCUGGUGGGUCUGUAUGGACUCUCCAAAACACCCUUCUUAUCAGUGAGAUUCCGAACCACAUCAGGACUGGACUCGUCGGUGGAUCCUGUCCAGAUGAAGAACGUCACCUUCGAGCACGUCAAAGGGGUUGAGGAAGCCAAGAACGAGCUGCAGGAGGUGGUGGAGUUCCUCAGGAACCCUCAGAAGUUCACCGUUCUCGGGGGAAAGCUGCCCAAAGGAGUCUUACUGGUCGGUCCACCUGGCACAGGCAAGACUCUGCUGGCCAGGGCAGUGGCUGGAGAGGCUGACGUCCCUUUCUACUAUGCUUCUGGAUCAGAGUUUGAUGAAAUGUUUGUUGGGGUUGGAGCCAGUCGUAUCCGUAACCUUUUCAGGGAGGCAAAAGCCAAUGCUCCAUGUGUGAUCUUUAUCGACGAGCUGGACAGUGUCGGGGGGAAGAGAAUCGAGUCUCCCAUGCACCCUUACUCCAGGCAGACCAUUAACCAGCUGCUUGCUGAAAUGGAUGGGUUUAAACCAAAUGAAGGUGUCAUUAUCAUCGGUGCUACGAACUUCCCUGAAGCACUGGAUAAUGCUCUGAUUCGACCAGGCAGGUUUGACAUGCAGGUGACUGUGCCCAGACCAGACGUGAAGGGCCGUACUGAGAUCCUCAUGUGGUACCUGAAGAAAAUCAAAGUUGACCCAGCUGUAAAAGCAGAGAUUAUUGCCAGAGGAACAGUGGGCUUCUCUGGUGCUGAACUAGAGAACUUGGUGAACCAGGCAGCACUGAAGGCUGCAGUGGAUGGGAAAGACAUGGUGACUAUGAAGGAGCUGGAGUUUGCCAAGGACAAGAUUCUGAUGGGUCCAGAGCGGAGGAGUGCAGAGAUAGACAAGAAGAACAAGCUAAUCACAGCAUACCAUGAGUCUGGCCAUGCCAUUAUUGCAUACUACACCAAAGAUGCCAUGCCCAUCAACAAAGCCACCAUCAUGCCGAGAGGCCCCUCCCUGGGCCAUGUAUCCAUGCUGCCGGAGAACGACCGCUGGAGUGAGACGCGCUCCCAGCUGUUGGCCCAGAUGGACGUCAGUAUGGGUGGCAGAGUGGCAGAGGAACUCAUCUUUGGGAACGAGAACAUUACCACUGGAGCAUCAAGUGAUUUUGACAGCGCCACGAAAAUAGCUAAAAUGAUGGUGACCAGGUUUGGGAUGAGUGAGAAGCUGGGAGUCAUGACAUACUCUGACUUUAAUAAGCAGAGUCCAGAGACACAGGCAGCCAUUGAGAAUGAAAUCAGGACACUUUUGAGGGAUUCUUACGAGCGAGCCAAAACACUUCUGAAGUCGCACGCCAAAGAGCACAAGAACUUGGCAGAAGCGUUGCUGCGAUACGAAACACUGGAUGCCAAAGAGAUUCAGCUGGUCCUGGAGGGGAAGACCUUAGACGCUAGAUGAGACCUGUGUAGGAGCGUCAGGGAACUGGGAAAGGUUUUGCGGAAUGUGAUAGGCUUUGGUGGAAGUGGAAAGUAUGAAUGUCUGUAUGCAUAAGAGAGCUUGGUAAAAUGAUCCUACGGUCUUGCCCAAUCAUUCAUUCAUACACACACACACACACUCCCCCACCUAGUCCAGUGUACUUGCCUGUUCAGUGCCCCCCUGAAUUCUCUGAGGACCACUGAACAGACCUGUCACAUUCACACGUACUGCUGGGCACUAGGUAUAUGUAUCUACCCCUAUGUUAUUUCUGGUUCUGACAAUGGUCUUAAACAUUGAUUUCACCAUCUGUUACUCUGACCAGUGUCUGCUGCUUCAUGAGAGCCAAGGAGAUCAAAUCUGUGUCUCACGUUUAGUGAGACAGGCAAUCCAUCAUUUAUUUGACUUUGGUUCACUGGUGUGCAGUUGUUAUUCACCUUGUCUGUCUGAGCCACAUUCAGGGGUUGUUGUUGUUGUUGUUACUCUUUGGUCGUGGCCUUUCAGAAGAUGUAAAGAAAUGCAUAUUUCACUGAGGCAUAGACAAAUGUCUCCACAGCACUUUGGUAAGAGAAAUACAUACAUGAAUAAGUAAAUCUUCAUUUUUACCUGCUUAUGGGAAACACUGCUUUAAGAUAUCAUCAUCAUUCGCUUUGAAUUGUUUGAAUCAUUGCAGGGGCGUUAGUCCAUUUUUGUUGGUCAGCUUUUUUUUUCCCAUUUAGAUCACAGCUUGUUUUGAUAAAAUACAGGGACUCACUAUGUCACCUGUAAGUCACAUUACUCAUGUCACUGCAGUUAUGUUGAGUAGUAAUUGAGUAGAAUUUUUAGAUAACCUGGAAUGUGAAGAAAAAGCAGUCAGGGAAUAAAUCACUGGCUUAAAUCACUUUCUAAAAAUGUACCUGACCACUGAAAGAUAAUCUGGAUAAAUCUAUUUAUCUUCAUAGUUUUCAUAAAACUUGAAUAAGAGGAAUCAGCUGAAGAUAUCUGAAGAUAACUGUUUUCACACAGAAACUUUAUGUAAAAGCCAUAAAAAAGUCCCUCUUAAACAUGAGUUAGAACCCCCUCAACUGAAGUCUGAUCUAGUUAGUUUAAUCAUACAGUCUUGCUUUUAGAGUAAACACUGUUUUUCUGUUAACUUAUUUAUCCUUUCUCUUCAAGAUUAUUGCAUCUCCACAGCUGACUCGUAGACACGCCUUUUAGCCCAGCUAAAUUAAGUUGUACAUAAAAAAUAACAUUAAAAGGGAACAUUGUACAUAGAUGUAUAGAACUAUUUUAGGUUGAUAUAUGCUUGG